This is a messenger RNA of Eucalyptus grandis, 1626 nucleotides long. RefSeq lists its product as hypothetical. The record is from RefSeq and is a predicted model, not a curated record. Gene Ontology annotation, molecular function: oxidoreductase activity, acting on paired donors, with incorporation or reduction of molecular oxygen; iron ion binding; L-ascorbic acid binding. Lineage: Eukaryota; Viridiplantae; Streptophyta; Magnoliopsida; Myrtales; Myrtaceae.
UGCUACUUCUCCUCCUCCUUUCUCCUUCCGACUCCGGAUUCCCCUGGAAACCCUAACGGAAACUCCGAUUCGCAGAGCACGCGCGGUGGGGGCCCGAUAAUGUCGGUGGACGCCUCCCCGACCGAUCGCUUCAAGCAAUUCCGGCCGCCCAGCCCCGCCAGCAACGGCAACGGCAACGGCGCCCUCUCGGCGGCCUCCCCAGCGCCGGCCCGGGCGGCCCACCGGCUCCGCCUGAACCCGACCGAUCAUCACGAGCCGGACAGCUACGAGGACCUGCAGAGCCAGCUCGACUUCAGCCCCAUGCUCUUCAGCUCCCUGGAGCGUUACCUGCCUCCCCCGCUCCUGGCCCUCUCCCGCGACGCCAAGGUCGACUACAUGCGCGACAUCCUCCUCCGGUACUCCCCCGAGGGCGAACGCACGCGCGUCCUAAGGCAUCGAGAAUACAGGCAGAAGAUUCUAGCUAACUAUAAGCCUCUUCACAGAGAGCUUUACAGCCUGCACGCCGCAAGUUUCUUUGUGCCCUCGUUUCUGAGGGCGUUGAAGGAAAACACGGAAGAGAGUUUUAGAAGUAUAAUUACUGAACCCUCUCCGGGGAUAUAUGUGUUUGAGAUGCUUCAGUCACGGGCCUGUGAAAUGUUAUUGGACGAGGUAGAGAACUUUGAGAGAUGGGUCCAUGACACAAAUUUCAGGAUCAUGCGGCCUAAUACGAUGAAUAGAUAUGGUGUUGUCCUUGAUGACUUUGGUUUGGAGACCAUGCUUGCUAGAAUGAUGGAUGACUUCGUUCGUCCCAUAGCUAGGGUUUUCUAUCCAGAAGUUGGCGGGUCCACCCUGGAUUCUCAUCAUGGUUUUGUUGUUGAAUAUGGAAUGGAUAGGGAUGUUGAACUUGGUUUCCAUGUAGAUGACUCUGAAGUCACUUUAAAUGUUUGUUUGGGUGAGCAAUUUUCGGGUGGAGAAUUGUUUUGUGGCGUUCGAUGUGAUAAGCAUGUAAACUCAGAGACACAGCAAGAGGAAAGCUUUGACUAUGCCCAUACCCCUGGUCAUGCAGUUCUUCAUCGUGGUCGCCAUCGUCAUGGUGCUAGAGCCACAACAUCCGGACAUCGGGCCAACUUAAUUUUGUGGUGCAGAAGUUCUGUCUUUCGAGAGCUGAAGAAAUAUCAGACAGAUUUCUCUAGCUGGUGUGGGGAGUGCCUACGCACCAAGAGAGUGAGGCAUCAAUCGUCACUUGCCAGCACCAAAUUGGAGUUGAUGAGGAGGGAAAGAAGAGCAGCUUGAGUUAUGGAGCUUGCCACCCCUUGUUGGGAACUUGUAAAUCAACUGUCGCAUUUGUGAAUCCAAAGGAGCAUCAUCCAUGAUAUGGCAAUUAAUCUCAGCCAUCGCUGCCCCUCUGCUGAUUUUGGACUGCUUGGAAGCUGUACAUAAAAAAGUAAUCCAGGUUGAGUACACGAGGGCUUCAAAUGUAUUUUUUGAUGUGUUGCUUGUUCUAGCGAAGGAGGAUGUUCCUUGUUUCACCGUGAUGGUCGUUUUUCUUUGCUAAUUGACAUAUGAUGUCAGAUUCGGAGAUACUGGUUGUACGAUUUUUUUUGGUGAAUACAAGAGGCUAUAUAGCACGAAGGGUAGCCUUAAGAU